Mauremys reevesii (Reeves's turtle) is the source of this 2277-nucleotide messenger RNA. RefSeq names its product TNF receptor superfamily member 9 (gene TNFRSF9). Lineage: Eukaryota; Metazoa; Chordata; Testudines; Geoemydidae. Gene Ontology annotation, biological process: regulation of cell population proliferation. Gene Ontology annotation, molecular function: signaling receptor activity; cytokine binding. The record is from RefSeq and is a predicted model, not a curated record. The coding region runs from base 243 to 1058 and encodes 271 amino acids. The transcript is spliced from 8 exons. Gene Ontology annotation, cellular component: external side of plasma membrane.
GGCUUCACGCGUGGGCGGGGUGCGACCCCGGCCUCGCGCUCCAGGGGCGCGUGGGGGUUUCCCGCGAGCCGCCCCCGCCCGGUGACUCAGCGCGCCGGGGGCGGUCAGACAAGGGCCGCUCCGAGCCCGGCGCAGGCAGAGUCCGCGAGGCGCUCGGCCGGGAAGGAGGCGCGGCCGUUUCGCAGACGCAGGGAGACGCCCCGCCCCGCCCCGCUCCGGAGCAGCCUCUCGCCGCGGAGCCCAUGGGACGCGGCCACUCUCCGCUGGUGACGGCGGCGCUGCUGCUGCUGCUGAGCCUGGCUCCGGCCGCCCUGACGCCCGCGCUCCCCCAGCUCUGCGCGCCCGGCAAGUUCCUCGGCUGCGCGGACUGUGGGAAGAGCCCGGACGAAGUUUGUCUCGCCUGCCCCAGGGGCACUUUCUCCGCCACGGCCAGUGCCCGGGAGAGCUGCACCAGGUGCCGCCGGUGCGAAGGAAAAUUCAAAUAUAAAAGGGAGUGUUCUCCAACAAUGGAUGCAGAAUGUGCAUGUAAGGAUGGGCAUCGCUGUAUUGGAAAAGACUGUUCUAAAUGUGUAGAAAACUGUGGCGUAGGUCGGGAACCUCUUGAAGAAGCUUGCCAGACUUGUCCCAGUGGGACAUUUAACAAUCAGACCAAUGGUCCCUGCAGACAAUGGACAAAAUGCCUUCCAGAUAAGGUCCUGGUGAAUGGGACUAAUAGGAGUGAUGUGGUUUGCAAACAAGCUUCAGAAACUAUGACUCCAUCCCCCAUUUCCAUCAUAGUCCCUAUCCAUAAACAAGGGAAGGAUCUUCAGGUGGUCACCGUCGGGAUCGCUGUUACUGUGGCCGUGGUGGUAUGCAUAAUGUUUCUGCUGCCUUUGUAUGUGUGCUUCAGCAUCUGCGACAAAAAGAAACUACCUGCUAUGUUCAAGAAAAUGAAGGUAACGCCUGAGCAAUCGACUCAGGAGGAAGAUGCCUGCAGCUGCCGCUUUCCAGAGGAAGAACAAGGAGACUGUGAUGACUGUAGCAAAUCCAAACUAUUCAGGGAUUCCUUGGUGCAUUAGAAACUGGACUUUCUAAGAAAGCCAAUUGUGAUUUCCUUUCCUUUCAGAGCACAGGACCGGAGCCUGGUUACAUAAUUGGGUGGGGAGGAGGUGGGAGUAGAAGUAGGUUAAGUGAAUUUUAAAACUUAUGGACUGAACAAUGCAGUCAGUGGUGGAAGAAGCAGGUCUUUCUCACUACAUCACUGUCCUACAGACAGAAGAGUUGGUCUUUUUUUUUUUAAUAAACUUUUUAAAAAUUAGCCCUUGUCAACAUCUCAAAUUCUAACUAAACUCUCUGGGCAGCAUCUUUAAAAUGAAAGCAAACUUGCUAAAUUUUUUUCAUAUGCUGGGACUAAUAUUUCUAAUAUAUUAUGAUUUGCCCUAGAGACUAAAAAGCAUCAAUAAUACAGGAACCACAAGCCAAACAGGUCUUCUGUUACCACUAGUAGAAGAUGCCUAUGCUAUAGCUUACUUAUUAAAGUGUGGGAGUGAGAAUAAUGUUCCUGAGUUACAGACUAAACACGGACUACAGCUAGGUACAGUGCAGGCAGCCAGCGUACAAGCUCUUUUUAUGUCUGGAACUAUAGCCCCUCCUAAUUCGUGCUCAGCUAUCACACUGAUGGGUGUGGUAUAAAAACCUAGACCCAUACUAUUUCAACUCCCAGAAUGAACUUCUAUAUCCUGCCCUACAGAAUGCUUUCCUAAUCCAGUUUAGUUAGAAGUUAAAAGGAAUAUGGUAAGUCAGGUUGUCAGAUGCCUCAGAACACCUUUUCUGUGCUUUCCAAAUAGCUGUUACAUUGAUUGGCUUUGUAGGUGGAGUGGCCACACUGGGGUGGGCAAACUACAGCCCAGGGGCUGCAUCCAGCCCUUCAGACAUUUUAAUCCAACCCUCGAAAGCUCCCGCCGGGGAGCAGGGUCCAGGACUUGCUCCACUCGAGCGCUCCAGUUGGAGAGCGGGGCCAGGGGCUUGCCACUGCUUCCAGGAGCUGCGUGGAGUGGGGCAUGUCCCCCUUUCCCUUGCUACACAUAGGGGAAGCCAAGGAGCUCCAUAUGUUGCCCCCCACUCUGAGUACCACCCCUGCAACUCCCAUUGGCUGUGGUUCCCAGCCAAUGGGAGCUUCAGGGGUGGCACCUGUGGAUGGGGCAGCAUGCAGAGCUGCCUGUCUGCACGUCCGUGUAGAAUCCAGAGGGGGGGGACAUGCUGCUGCUUCUGGGAGCUGCUUGAGGUAAGCACUGUCUG